This is a messenger RNA of Hermetia illucens (black soldier fly), 4982 nucleotides long. RefSeq lists its product as uncharacterized. The record is from RefSeq and is a predicted model, not a curated record. Lineage: Eukaryota; Metazoa; Arthropoda; Insecta; Diptera; Stratiomyidae. Gene Ontology annotation, cellular component: exosome (RNase complex); P-body. Gene Ontology annotation, molecular function: RNA binding; 3'-5'-RNA exonuclease activity. The coding region runs from base 131 to 4231 and encodes 1366 amino acids. The transcript has 4 exons. Gene Ontology annotation, biological process: mRNA catabolic process; miRNA catabolic process.
GCCAAAUGUCAUUGACACAUCAAUGCACAUCAGCUGUAACUGUCACGUUGUUGCGAUUUCGUCGUAUAGCGUUUUUGCAGGUAGAAAGGAUAAAUGAUAACGAAGAGUGCUAACACUUGCUGCAACAAAAAUGGACGCUAACGAGAAGGCGAGUGUUUCGGAGCGAAUUCCCGAAGUUGUGCCCAAUUCCAAGGAUAAUUCGUGCGGAGAGGCGCCAACACAAGAAUCUAAACGUCGGGUUAGACCUCGCCGGAGAAGACAUCGUUCGAAAAAGAACAAGCAAGGCCAGGACGAUUGCGAGGAAGACAAUGGCUUGUCUGAUGAGGGAGAGGAAGUUGGUCCGCUUGACCCCAAUGGAGUGACCCAGAAAUCAGAAAUUGGCCGGACGCCAAUCGCCUCCAGUGAUUUGAAGGCGAAAAUCUCUCGUGUCAAAAACAAGCUGGCGAAAUUCACGAACAAGUGCAGUAAAGUGGAUAACAGGCGACCAUCACAGACGACAGUCGAUCAGAAGUCUGAGGGGAAACGGCGAACUUGCUCGGAACGGUCGGCAUCCCAACAAGGGGCUGAAGCCAGUUUCAUCAAAUCCAUGCUAUUUACCUCCAGCGCAACGGUAAAUAACGCGCCAAAAACCGGAAGGUCUGUGUCAGAAUCUGAACCGGGACCUAGUCGAAGGCGAAAUACAGAAGAGGAGGAUUCCAUCGCUAAAUCGGUAAAAAAACGGGCGCGACAAAAGAAGGGCUCAACAGAGAAGUCCCUUUGGGACCAGUUUUAUGGCCGCAAGCCUGAAAAUGGAAAUGGCGAGUUCAGAUUGGACAGUCUCUCGUUCUUUCUGCUCGACAUGCUUUUUACUUCCGCCGAAAAGAGGGAGCAACUCAUUGCCAGGGAAGCCUGCAACCGAGGAAUUUUGCUUGAAAGCAACAACUUUUGGCAUUUGAAUCCGAAAAUCCUCAAAUGGAAUUCACAACCGUUCCGCUCUUCCUACGCCAAAAUUGCUGCCAACUACUCGGACCGUAAAUUCGCUGGGAAAUUGUUUGCCGCCGCGCCACCGCCGGAAGAAGCCAGUCCGAAAACUUUCGAGGAUCUUGUAAACAUUGUUGUCCAGGAAGGACUUUCCGAGGAUCAACGAAAAGAGUUUGCCUUCCCAGUGACGGCGAGCACCAAGCGCAGAAAGAACUACUUUAAGGAGGAGGACUUUGAGAGCAAACUGGAGGCGUUUGCUCAGAAAUGUGUAGAAGCGAACCUCGGCGUGAUUGUUGAGGAAGAAGUGCGAAUUAGCGCGAAGAACAACCAUCACGCAUUCAUAAAAGUGACCGACAGUGAACGGGACGCCAUGAUUUCGACCCCACUGACGAGGAAGUUUGCAUUGCAGGGAGAUGUGGUGCGAGCUUUUGUUCGAAACGGGUUCGAGGAGCAAACCACGGCGGAAGAGACAGUCGACUCGCCACCCGACGAUCAAGUCAUUUUAGACUCCCAAACCGACGACCAACUCGACGUGGAUUCCCCGCCUCUUGAAGAUACUGUUCAGCUACCCGAAGAGGAACCUCUUGUGGUCGGCAAAAGCACGAAAGCGUUCGUGAUCAAAAUUGUGAAAGAAGUGCAUAAUCGCAUGGUCGUCGGCAGUUUCCUUUCGUGGCGGAAAAACUGUAAGUUCAUCAUGUUCGUGCCGCAGGACAUGCGACUACCUAACAUUCGCAUUUUCGAGGAAUUCUGGCCCGACUCCUUCCGACAGGGUAACAUGGACAAAGUCUCUGACACACUUUACGUCGCUGAAAUCAUCGGUUGGCAAAAUGAUGUGUGCAUCGGACGAAUCGUCCAGUCAAUUGGAAAAUGUGGUGAUUUGGAUUCGGAGAAUCGCGCGAUCCUGCUGAAGAACAACUUGCAGUUGGUGCCGUUCGAUGAGAAAUUCAAUGAAAUGUACAGCGGCGAGUUUACGAUCCCCGAAGAAGAGCUAGGAAGACGCGAGGAUCUGAGAAAGGAGUGUAUUUUCACGAUCGAUCCUCUCACAGCCAAGGAUUUGGACGAUGCAAUGUCGGUGAAGCAACUCCCCGACGGGAACUUUGAAAUUGGCGUGCACAUUUCCGAUGUGUCAUAUUUCCUGGAAGAAGGAUGUGAACUGGACGAGCUGGUAAAGAUGCGCACUACUAGCGUUUAUAUGGUCAAUGAAGUGUUCCAUAUGUUGCCAAAAUCGCUAUGCUUCCGAUGUUCCCUGCUGCCCGGUACCGACAAAUUGGCUUUUUCAGUAUUUUGGAAUAUGACCCCUGAAGCUGAAAUACUUUCCACGCGAUUCGCACGAACUGUAAUCCGUUCCUGCACGCAGUUUGCCUACCAGCAUGCCCAGCUGAUUAUCGACAAUCCAGACCGAGAGUUCAGCGAUUUGGAUUUCCCCCUAAUCCACAACGGAUUCACAGCAGCUGACGUGGUUCGAUGCGUCAGACAAUUGGACUCCCUUGCCACAAUCAUGCGAAGAAAACGCUUCGAAAACGGAGCCUUGAGAAUCGAUCGACCCAAAAUGUCGUUCAUAUUGGAUCCGAAUACGGGAGCACCAAUUGAAGUGAAAAAACAGGAACAGCUCGAGGCGAAUUUCCUGAUUGAGGAGUUCAUGUUGUUGGCAAAUCGUUCGGUGGCUGCGUUUAUUUAUGAGAAAUUUCCCAGCUUAUCGAUCUUGCGUAAUCAUCAGUCUCCGUUGAAGAAUGUUUUGAAGCGCGUCAAGGAUAUAUUGCAGAGGGUGGGAAUGUCUUUGGACGUAAGCAACUCCAAAUCGAUAUAUAAUUCGUUGAGGCGUUUGAUUGCGGAAUGUGGAAACACCGAGGCGGCAUCUGUUUGCUUGUCCCAGCUCAUUUCGAAGCCUAUGAUGAGAGCCAAAUACUUCUGCAGCGAUGGCGUGGAGUAUGAUAAAUUCAGUCAUUAUGCAUUGUCAAUUCCAAUCUACACGCAUUUCACGAGUCCUAUUCGGCGAUAUCCUGACGUAUUAGUUCACAGAUUGUUGGCGGCUGCUUUGGACUAUACUCCGGUUCCUAAGCGAACACCCGCUGAACUCAAAAUUCUAGCUGAGCGCUGUAAUGAUGAUAAGUACAGUGCCAAACUAGCAGGUGAUGAUAGUGCAAACCUGUACUUCUUGCAUUAUGUUAAGGCUAAAGGUUCAGUACUAAUGCUGGCGGCUGUGAUGGAGAUUUAUUCUUAUUCGUUUGACGCAGUACUAGUCGAAACCGGCAAUGCGAUCUCGGUGAGUCUGAAGAGUCAGUCUGAAGUGAAGACACGUACUACAAAGGAAAAUGGAGUUUGUAAAAUGUUUAUAACUUAUCCCUCUUCUGAUGAAAAUAUUGAGGUGAAUCUAUGUAGCGAAGUAUGGUUGAAAUUGUCGGUGAAAUCGAACCGGUUAAGGGGUGUGCUUGCUCCACCUCCAGGAAGCAAUAUAGAGAAAGUGGAGGAGACUGUUAACGAAAGCAAUGACCAACAAAGUGAUGUUCCAGUGAAUGCAGAAGAAGAAAGGAUUGUUUCUGACGAAGGGAAUGGUGAAACAAACGACGAUUUUGCAGCUGAGACUGUAAAUGAAGAAACCAGAAGUGUUGACGAAAGCAUUCAAAAAAUGGCUGUCGCUAAUGAGGCGUCAGAUGUUAAAGAAAGCUCACUAGGAAACAACGACAGUAGCAUUAGCAUGUCAGAGCUGGUGAUGUCCCAAUCGCUCGCUUUGGCGAGGUUACUUGUUGCGGAAACUAAUGAUCCGAUUGACACGGGGGCUGUAUCAAAUUCAGGAGAGUUGGAUAUAGCAGCAAACUCAGAAGAAUUUACCAUUCCUGCUGUGUCAAACUCAGAAGAGGUAAAGGUUUCUGCUACGACAAUCUCAGAAGACUUGACUGAAAGGAAUCAGAGUUCCCGUAGUAGUAGCGUAAGCAGUGACUCGUCCAGCACAGUUUCAUCAUCUGUUAGUCAAAGUGACGACUCUGAAAAUACAAGGCCGCAGAACACAAAUGAAGCAGAUGUGCAAGCACAAGUGACAACCGAUGCAGGAGAUAAAACAGGAAAUUCUCCCGAGAAAGAUGAACAAAAAGAUUCAGUCACAGAAAUUGCUGAAUCGAUGAAACAACUCUCCGUCGAGUCGACAGACACUCGCGACGAAACCUCUAAUCUCACACCGGGCACAAUUCAAAUCGAACAAACAUCAACAGACUCGAUCGGGGUCCCGAUCUCAGAAACUGGACAAGAAGUUCAAACUAGUGCAAGCAAGUCGUAGAAAAAUGAGCAUAAGGAGGUUAAGUAGCACUGGCUCUAGUAGAUUGAAGAUAAGAAGUUUUUUACAGUUUUAUAUUUUUAUUAUAUGCAUCCUUUGUGAGGAUUAAACAUAUUCAACAAAAAGAUAACAACCGAGGACAAGAAUUUGUGAUAAUCAUUCACUUAGUUGCUGCAACGAAUACAAAUCGUUAUUUUACUUCCUAGAAAAAAGUCCGUUUCGUUCAGAUUAAUGCGUAUCAGAUAACUUCGCUCAAAACAAACAUGUCCACAUUAUAAAGAAGUGAAACUUCUGGGUCGACAGUUGCUUGCAGUACGUAUGUUCCAUGUAGGUCCGUUUUGGGUGGAACAUGAAAAAAAUUAAAUUUGAUAGUGAUGUGAUAUGGUUAAACCAUUCUUGUUUAGAUAUAUAGCUUAGAUUUUACUUGAUUAUUCUAUCAUCCGGACGUGUGUAUGUUUUUUUCAAUAAUUUGAAGUCCGCUUGAUGUCGCUAUCCAGGAAAAACACUUGAGUGUCUCUACAGAAGUAAAUAGAUUGCAUGACCGUUUAGUUUCUGUAAUAGAAUUCAUUUUUCUAAGUUUAAUUCAUUUACAUCAUUCAAUAAGGAUUAUAUACUGAAAAUAUAAAUCGACGUUGUACUAUAAUUUUUACAAUAUUUUAGAGAGAAGUUGUAAAUAAAGAAAAGAGUUUUUUAGAGAAAAUGUAAAAAGAGUUAAAAAAAAAUGCUUUAAUAAAAAGACGAAAACUGGACGUAA